AUGGUCGAGCGGCUUCUGCUGUCGGGAGUCGAUCUCCCCGCGACCAUAGUCGAUGCGGACGGGCUGAAUACGCUGGCCCGAGUUCCAGAUUGGAACACUCAAUGGGCCUCGAACGGUGUGCUGACACCUCACCCGGGGGAGAUGGCACGGCUGAUCAGCGGCUCGAACUAUGGCGACGACACGAGCAGGCUGGACCUGGCAUGUGCGGCGGCGCGGGAGUGGGGCAAGACGGUAGUGCUGAAGGGAGCGCACACCGUCGUGGCCCACGCUGACGGCUCCGCGCGACUCUCGCCGUUCGCCAAUCCCGGGCUCGCCACCGCGGGGACCGGGGACGUGCUCGCGGGGGCUAUAGUUGGCCUGCUGUCGCAGGGACUGGAGCUGGAGACGGCCGCGUCUCUCGGCGUCUACCUGCACGGGCUUGCGGGGGAGUCCGCACGGGAGCGGCUGGGAUAUACCGGCAUGAUUGCGAGCGACCUGCUUCCGGCGCUUCCAGUCUCGAUAGCAGACCUGAGGUAG
Molecule: messenger RNA, 516 nt
Organism: Geodia barretti
Lineage: Eukaryota; Metazoa; Porifera; Demospongiae; Tetractinellida; Geodiidae
Source: the annotation of a GenBank genome assembly